CCAUCUCCUCUCUCUCACUCUCUCUCUCUCUCUCAAAAUCCCAGCUUCGAAUCCAUGGCUCGAUUACCAUCAUCAUUUUUAAUUUCUGUGUUGAUCAUCCUGUGGCUACAAACAUCAGAUGUUGUUGCAAGGACAUUCACAAUGGAGAACAAGUGCGACUACACAGUGUGGCCGGGAAUUCUCACCAACGCCGGCGUCUCACCUCUUCCUACCACCGGCUUCGCCCUCGCAAAUGGCGAAACGAAAACUAUCUCCGCCCCAGCUUCUUGGGGCGGCCGCUUCUGGGGCCGAACCCUCUGCUCCCACGACUCCGUCGGCAAAUUCUCCUGCCUCACCGCCGACUGCGGCUCAGGAAAAUUAGAAUGCUCAGGCAACGGAGCCACCCCGCCCGCCACUCUCGCUGAGUUCACACUUGACGGCGCCGGUGGGCUUGAUUUCUUCGACGUCAGCCUCGUGGACGGGUACAACCUCCCUAUGCUGGUGGUCCCCAAUGGCGGCACUGGGACCAACUGUACGAACACCGGCUGCGUUACCGACCUCAACACCAGGUGUCCUUCCGAGCUCAAGGUCACCAGUGCCGACGGAGCUGAAGCAGUCGCGUGCAAGAGCGCGUGCGAGGUGUUCGGCCAGCCGGAGUACUGUUGCAGCGGCGCGUACGGUUCUCAGGACACUUGCAAGCCCUCUCAAUAUUCUCAGAUUUUCAAGAGCGCGUGCCCGUACGCAUACAGUUACGCUUACGACGACAAGAACAGCACCUUCACAUGCGCCGGUGGCGACUACACCAUCAUCUUCUGCCCAUCGCCUAGCACCAGUGAGAAAGAGUCACAGAACAACACACAGCCGCAGCCGACAAGUACACCGCUAUCGGCAACCACCUCAACCUCGCCGCAGGAGAUAAACAACACAAUGAAGUACGAAUGUGGCUCAAACGAUUCAUUUUCGGAAGUGUCGAUUCACACAUGGAUCCAUAUGUGUCCGUAACAUGGACCCAAACCCAAUUCAGGUCGUGAACCCUUCAACUUUCCUUUUUUGACCAUUUUAAUUUUGCGGCCGUGGUCAAAUUAUAUGAAGGAAUAAUGGGAUGAGGAUAAUGUAAAUAAUAAAGCUUUUAGAAUUUUGAUUAUUCAAAUAUGUGGAUGGUUAUGCAUAAGAUGUCCUUAAUCAUUCACCUUCUUUGUGUUUAAUAUUAACGUUUGAGAAGUGAUUUUCGCAAUCCCUCUCUAUCAAUCACCACAUUUUAUAUUUUCAUGAAAAAUUAUGUCAAUUAUCGCAGUUUCUUUUGACCA
Pyrus x bretschneideri (Chinese white pear) is the source of this 1286-nucleotide messenger RNA. RefSeq names its product thaumatin-like protein 1b. The record is from RefSeq and is a predicted model, not a curated record. Gene Ontology annotation, biological process: defense response. Gene Ontology annotation, cellular component: extracellular region. The transcript is spliced from 3 exons. Bases 55 to 981 code for a protein of 308 amino acids. Lineage: Eukaryota; Viridiplantae; Streptophyta; Magnoliopsida; Rosales; Rosaceae.